Messenger RNA from Vidua chalybeata, 2583 nucleotides. It is a transcript of the gene MTCH1, whose product is annotated as mitochondrial carrier 1. NCBI's taxonomy places the organism in Eukaryota, Metazoa, Chordata, Aves, Passeriformes, Viduidae. Gene Ontology annotation, biological process: positive regulation of apoptotic process. Gene Ontology annotation, cellular component: mitochondrion; membrane. The transcript has 12 exons. The coding region runs from base 1 to 963 and encodes 320 amino acids. The record is from RefSeq and is a predicted model, not a curated record.
AUGGCGGCCAUGGCGGCGCUGCCCCCGGGGCCGCUGUCGCCGCCUGGCGGGGGCGCGGCGGACGCGGCGGGGCCUGAGGGCGCCGAGGGCCUGUUCGUGCUGCUGGGCGCGGGGCUCGCCGCCGCCAGCCACCCCCUGCUCUACGUCAAGCUGCUCGUGCAGGUUGGGCAUGAGCCACUACCUCCAACAAUUGGAAGAAAUGUUUUGGGAAGGAAGGUCCUGUACCUGCCCGGCUUCUUCACCUACGCCAGACACAUCGUGGAAGUGGAUGGGAAAAGAGGCCUCUUCCGUGGCCUGACUCCUCGCCUCAUCUCAAGCACUUUAUCAACCAUCACCAGGGGGAGUGUGAAGAAGGCUUUUCCACUGGAAGACAUGGAGCAUGUGUCUAACAAGGAUGAUGUGAAAACUUCACUUAGGAAAGUGGUCAGAGAGACAUCCCACGAGAUGAUGAUGCAGUGUGUUUCCCGGCUUGUCUCACACCCGCUGCAUGUGAUCUCCAUGCGCUGCAUGGUCCAGUUCAUAGGCCGGGAAGUCAAAUACAGCGGAGUGUUCAGUGCCAUUGGCAGGAUAUUUAAGGAAGAAGGGAUCCUGGGAUUCUUUGUUGGGUUAGUCCCUCACAUCCUGGGGGAUGUCAUCUUCCUCUGGUGCUGCAACCUCCUGGCUCACUUCAUCAAUACCUACGCUGUGGAUGACAACUUCAGCCAGGCAUCGGUGAUCCGGAGCUACACCAAGUUCGUGAUGGGGAUCGCUGUGAGCAUGCUGACCUACCCGUUCCUUCUCGUGGGAGAUCUCAUGGCAGUGAACAACUGUGGGUUGCGUGCAGGCCUCCCUCCCUACGCUCCUGCCUUUGCAUCCUGGAUCCACUGCUGGAGGUACCUCAGUGCUCAGGGGCAGCUGUUCCGUGGCUCCAGCCUGCUGUUCCGCAGGGCGCCCAUCCCAGCCGCCUCCUUCCCCAUCGACUGACGCCUCGGCAGGGACAGCUCAUCAACGUGGACUCCUCAAGAAACCCCAGGCUUGUUUCGAUAUCUGUAUAUUUCUAUUUUCUGAUCCAAAGUCCAUGGUGCCAGAACUGACACCUCCUCUCCAGCAAGGCCAGGAACAGACUUCUGGACAUCUGGCUCAGGCUCCAGCUGGACCAAAGCUCCAUCCUCAUGGCUGUCUCAACUGGGAUGUAUAGCAGAGAGAGCAGAAAGCCGUUGUCUCUUUGAUCCAGGCUGUAGCUCUGGAGUUGCUGGGGAAGUCCAGGAAUCCAGAAAAUGCCCAGGUACUAAAGCAGCCAGCCAUGAGCUGCAGGGACAAAAGACUGCUUUGUUCUGCCUGAGCUGAAAAGCAGCAGGAGAUCCAAGGUCACCUCCCUGGGAAGGUUAUGCCAGGUGACAGCCUCCUGCCUCAUCCUUUCUGGAGAGAGCACCUUUGCCUGGCAGGUAGCUCAUCCUGGGCAAGAUCAACCUGGCAUCCAUAUUUAAGAUUUGAGGGUACCUGAACACCCAGAAGCAUCCCACCUCCCAUGGGCAGGAAAAGGAAAUUAUAGGAUCAAAACAGGGAAGGGAAACUCAGUCCUACUGCAAAGAACAGAAGAGUCCCAAAGAGAUGGGUCCAGCCCAGCUCAGGGCAGCAAUGGGAUGUGGACAUGGAGGGAGCCCUUGGGAAGGGACGUGUGCUGCCAGUGGUGCUGCUUUGGGCAGGAUUUCAGUCAUGGAAUGGGCUUUGUUUAGGAUACACCCAGCAGAGCUGUGGGCUGGGCAGGCAGCCUGCACACACUCUGGGGGAGGCAGGUGCUGGGUUGGACUGGCCUGGCUGCACCAAGGGGCAUCUCCCAGCCAGCAGCACCACGAGCCCUGCUGGGCUCCUGCUCCUGUCGCUGAUGGAAGCGGAGCUGCUGGGAUCUGAGAGCUGCUGGGAUCUGAGAGCUGCUGGGAUCUGAGAGCUGCACACAAAGGCCUUUCCUGCAGCAGGGGCAGCCUGCAGCCUGCCCAGGGCUGUCUGCAAUGAAGGGAUACACCUUGAGCUGGCCAAAGGCUGGUGAGGCAUCCGGGUCGAAGGCUUCUGGUGCUCAGUGGAGCAUGGCUGGCUCUGUGUGUAGCAGAGCUCACCAGUGGCACCAGGGCAGGAUUGAUGCUCAGCUCCCCACAUAAGAAUUUCUUUGCACCAGUCUGUGCUGUGAUGGCAGCCAGGCAGAUUUCCCCCGUUUCAGUUCCCCACGAAGCAGUCUUUUGCACAGAGGUGAUGCUGCACUCCCUGGGAAGAGGUUUAGCAUUCCUUGAGGAGGUUCCCAUGUGCUGCAGCAGCAGCAGCUGGGUCACAUCUCAUCCUGGUCCUCUGGGGACCUGCCAUCACAGGGGGCUUUUUCUCCAGCAGCCAGGGUCGAUGCACACCCCCAGGCAGGGCUUGCAGGACAGUGGUGGUGUGUGCUGGGACUGGCAGCCCCCACCCAGCUCCCUUCAGUGUCGUGAAGUUGGUCCUGUUUGUCCUCCCUCGCUCCCAGUUUGUGUUACAGUUAAAUAAUGCAUGGACCUGUUCCCUAACAGCAGAGAUGAUUUCAAAGAGGAUUUAAUUAUGCUCCAAAAUACAGUUGUAAAACAA